CGCUGAACGAGGGAACGAGACAAAGACGCAUCCACAGCGGACCAAUUGUCCCCUCCGAGCCGCAAGCCUUGUUUUUUUUCUGCCUUCUUUUAUUGGUAAUAAUAGGUUAGCUGACGCCAUGGGCUAUUUCUGUGACUUCUAGAAAACCUUAAUAAAUCAAAACGGCCCCGGCCCCUCCUUUCUGUGCUGUCAGUUUGACGUGCAAUAGCAGCAGCCCGACAACACCACGCACUACGAAGCUGGCCAUACUCCGUCAUCAUGGACAGCAUCAUGCACGUUGCGCGUGCUAAGAACAGCGUCUCGGCAGCCGACUGCCGUGUCGAAACUACAGUCCUCGGAUACUAUCCCAACUUGGGCUCGGGAUACUUCUUCACCAUCAUGUUUGGCCUCUGUCUGAUUGGCACUGUUGUGCAGGGUGUGCGCUUCAAGACAUGGUCGUAUAUGGGUGCGCUGACUUGCGGCCUGAUUCUCGAGACAGCCGGCUACGUUGGCAGAAUCCUCCUCCACAAGAACCCGUGCAACGAAGGCGCCUUUGAACUGCAAAUCUGCGCCAUCAUCCUCGCCCCGACCUUCAUCUGCGUCUCCAUCUACCUGACUCUCAAGCACGCCGCCGCCGCUCUAUCGCCGUCGACAUCCCGCAUCCGCCCCGUCUGGUACCCGCGCAUCUUCCUCCCCGGUGACCUCUCGUGCCUCAUCGUCCAGGCCAUCGGUGGCGGCAUCGCCGCAGCGGCUGGCCGCACCAACCGCCACCUCCAGGAGUCUGGCAACAGAGCCAUUAUUGCGGGUGUUGUGCUGCAGGUUAUUGUCCUUGCCAUCUUUGGCAUCAUGGGCGUUGACUACUUGGUCCGCGUGUCCAAGUACAUGAAGACGGACAAGGCUCGCCAAACGGAGGGAUACAGAGUCUGGAACGAUCGCAGGGUUCGCAUCUUUUUCAGCUCCGUUAGCGUUGCCUACCUGUCUGUCCUGAUCCGUUGCAUUUACCGUGUUGCUGAAAUGGCUGGCGGUUGGGGCAACAAGAUCAUGCAGGAUGAGCCAUCUUUCCUUGUCCUCGAUAGCACCCUUGUGCUCGUUACUGCUGCUCUGCUCACUAUUUUCCAUCCCGGAAUUUACUUCCCUCGCAUGAUCAACGGAGGAACCAAGAUUGACGGCGACCAGCUCAUCGACGGCGCCGAGCAGGAGCGCAAGAACUCGCCCCACGAUACCUCUGACGAGGGACCUCGUAGCGAUGUGUAAGAUGUUUGCAAAAAGGAAGACAUGUCAUAUGGUCGGUACGGCGAUUGCAUUAUUUUUGGAUUUGUUUUGGAUUAGACGGCGUUUUAUAGACUGUAUUUACAUUUACCCACUGCAUAUUGCACUCCUCAUUUUAUCACCACGGCUUGUCUAUUGCUGCUGCAGGGUAAAAAUGUCCAUGGCAUUAUUCAUUAUAACGUGAAAUCUCUAUUGUAUACCAGAUAUGCGCGCUAAAAUGCUCAUGACGAAACAAGUCUAUCACCUUCGCCUUCCUCAUCGGCUUCCUCUUCAUAUUCGCUCUCCUCUUCACUCUCUUCCUCAGUUUCCUCCUCGCUUUCCGUUUCUUCUUCUUCAUCAUCAUCUUCCUCCUCCUCACUCUCUUCUUCGGCCAACCAGUCAUCCAGGGUCUUCUUCCCCAGUCCAUCAAUGGCAGGGCCCUUCGCCGGAGCAGACUUGGCGGCUUGGUCCAGCAUGUCACCAGCGGGCAUGGCACUUCGUGGGCUGUCGUAUCUUGAGCUGGCAGUUACUUCUUCUUCGCGAAGCUUAGGGUCUGGUUCCUGGCCAGCUUCAACCCAUGGUGGGAGCGUCUCAUAUCCACGUAGCCCGUGGAUGCCACCACCACCCUCUAGUACAAGUGUUGAUGAGCCUAGUGCAAAGCCCUUUCGUGAUUCGGAUGGGCUAGGUGCCUGAGGAGCAAGCUUAGGCACAAGUAGCAUCAGCGUGGCCAGCUGGGGUACUGCCAACAACGCCUUGAACAUUCUCGCUCUAUCACGCAAAUCGUACGAGACAUCAUAUCGCACAAGCUGCAAAGUGUAUUCCCACAGCAGCUGGGUCGGGUGCGUCUCAGUCAUGGUCAUCUUCUCGUCGCCUUCAGAGGCCUCUAGCUUUGCCUUUUCCGCUUCGCGGUUCACCUGAUGCAAGUGGACCUUGGCAGCAAGAAGCAAAAUCUGGCGCUUCGCUUCUUCUGAUUCACUUGGAAAGUCUUUAAGUAGGAUGCGAAGAACAUCAGGUGCAAUAUUGUCUUCGCCAUUCAGUCCAGAAAAUUCGCCGACCAGCCAGACAAUGGUUGCUCUUGCUCGGGGGUCCGUUGCAGAGUCUAGGUUUUGUGCCAGCAGAAUGACCGUGUUGCCGUGGCUAUCUGGGUCUUGUUGAAUAAGGUGUCGGAUAACUGUCAGCGACUCGGCGGCUAGAGCUCCGUCCAGGCUGGUAAUCUGGCUAAGCAAGAGCCGCAGACAUCUUGACGAAGUAGCCUUGUCAGACUGUGCGCAUCGUCCAAUGGCGCGAACGGCGUCCCUGACAAGGCUCUUGUUGGUUCCCUUUGAAAAGUGUUCCAAUUCCUUCAAGAUGAGGCUCUUGACAUGGUUUGGGCUGUACGGGAAGAUGAGAGUAAGGAUCUCAAACUUGAGCUCCGAAACAGCAGCUCCAUCCGUAGAUCUAACCAGGAAAUGGCUAGCGUACUUGACAAAGUCCUUUGGACGCAUGAGGCAUAUUGAAACAAUGUUGUAGAGCGCCAGCUGCUGAAUGUCCUGAGCACCACGCAUUAAAGCAAUUAGCGGCCCUAUCGCCAGCUUGACGUAGUCUUUUGUACCAAUAUCGACGUAGCAUCUCACGACGGCAAUUACAACAGCUGAGUUGCGGCUUUGUAGCAGGGGCUUUAUACUAUUCAAGAGGAAUCGUAAAUCGGGAUCAAUCGCAUUUUGUGUAUCGGUGGUCGCCUCGUCAUAGAAUUCGUCACUGGUAUUCCGCACCUCGGCUUCUGCUUUCACUGCUUUCCUUCGCGGGAAGCAUUUUCUCGCAUACACAGUCAUCAGUCUCAGCACUGCGAGCUGGCUCCAUUCGUCCAUGUCGACAAGCUUCCGUACCAGCCCUCGGUAGUUUGGGUGAAUCAAAUCGAUCCUCUCUGGGCAAAUCUCCCGGAACGCUGCCACCGCCGCACCAGCAACAAAAUAUUGCUUAUCAGCAAGCAGGGUGGUUAGAUAAUCAAUGAGCUGCGGCGACUGUGACGGGUCGAGGCAGUAGCAUUUAGGGAUGGCGAGGGCAGCGGCCUUUCGAACAUGCGGGCUCAUGUCGGCGACACCCUUUUUGAUGGCAAGCGAUACAAUCUGGCUAAUAACUGGUACUCGGAUACCAGCCAUCGUCUUCAAGGCGAGGGCGCGAACCACGGGGUUGCUGUCGGAGAGCGACUUUUGGAUGGUGUUGAUAGAGAGCAGCGCAAGAUCGGGUUCCUGCUCGGCAUGGUGGAUAAGGUAGAUGUAUACGAGCUUCUUGAUUUCGAUAUUGGGUGAGGCGACGUUUUUCACGACUGAGGAGAAGAAGGGGAGCGUCUUUUGGUUCUUGUACAUCAU
Molecule: messenger RNA, 3575 nt
Organism: [Torrubiella] hemipterigena
Lineage: Eukaryota; Fungi; Ascomycota; Sordariomycetes; Hypocreales; Clavicipitaceae
Source: the annotation of a GenBank genome assembly